Brassica napus (rape) is the source of this 258-nucleotide messenger RNA. RefSeq names its product glycine-rich cell wall structural protein 1.0-like. The record is from RefSeq and is a predicted model, not a curated record. Lineage: Eukaryota; Viridiplantae; Streptophyta; Magnoliopsida; Brassicales; Brassicaceae. Bases 1 to 258 code for a protein of 85 amino acids. The transcript has a single exon.
AUGCAUUUCUCAACAAUAAUCUUCAUAAUCGUUAUUGUUGUCGUUUUUGCUCUGGGGGUUCUUAUAGCCAUAUCCAAUGGAUGUGCGACUGGUGUCGUUAUAGGAGGAGGUGGCAGUGGGGGUACUGAAGGCGGAGGUGGUGUUGGUGGUGAUGACGGUGACUGUGAAGGCGGAGGUUUUGGUGGAGGCGGUGACUGGGGAGGCGGAGGUGGUGGUGGAGGCGGUGGCUGUGGAGGUGGUGGUGGAGGCGGAGAAUGA